This is a messenger RNA of Neoarius graeffei (lesser salmon catfish), 3981 nucleotides long. RefSeq names its product transmembrane protein 65 (gene tmem65). The coding region runs from base 250 to 912 and encodes 220 amino acids. The transcript has 8 exons. NCBI's taxonomy places the organism in Eukaryota, Metazoa, Chordata, Actinopteri, Siluriformes, Ariidae. The record is from RefSeq and is a predicted model, not a curated record. Gene Ontology annotation, cellular component: mitochondrion. Gene Ontology annotation, biological process: regulation of cardiac conduction; cardiac ventricle development.
AUUCAUGGUUUCCAUUUGACUCAUCUGGGGCGAAGAACCUUGGUCAGCUUGUGCAAAGGGAGUUCCUGUCCAUGUGCUUAUCACUAUUACACUAUCACAACUCUGUUUUUAAAAUAGUGUAUCAUUUAUCGUCUCUCCUGAUUGCCAUGCGUGGAAAUCUGUGGAAUCUAGGAGCUUCAAAACAUCAACAACAACAACAACACCAACAGAGAUGAUGAAUUAAGCACCAUUAUCUUCUCGGUUCUAGGCAUGCUCUUUUCCAAAAUGCUGAGGUUCUGUAUGCAGAGAACCCUGAACCCGUGUGUGCGAGUAGCACAGAAACGCUGGCUCGGCACACACAAGCACAAAGAGAAGCUCGAAUCGCUAAGCACUCCGAAAGGAGCCAAGGAUUUUAUCUAUAGCCUGCAUGCUACCGAGCGCAGCUGCUUACUCCGAGAGCUGCAGAACUUCGAGUCCAUCGCUAUCGCUCAGGAGAAACUGGAGUCAUCGCCACCCAGCGCUAGUCAACUGAGAUACGUGCUCCUUCACAACGCCAUCCCGUUCGUCGGAUUCGGCUUCCUGGACAACGCCAUCAUGAUCGCUGCAGGAACCCAGAUUGAGCUGUCCAUAGGAGUGACCUUUGGAAUAUCAACUAUGGCAGCUGCCGCGUUGGGAAACUUGGUUUCUGACCUGGCUGGACUUGGACUAGCAGGUUACGUGGAAGCUCUAGCUGCCCGCUUGGGGAUGCAGAUUCCUGAUCUUACACCCAAACAGGCUGAUAUGUGGCAGACCAGACUCAGCUCACACAUAGGAAAGGCAAUCGGCAUCACCAUUGGCUGCCUGCUUGGGAUGUUCCCGCUCCUCUUCCUCAGCGAUGAAGAUGAAGAUGAGAUGCAGAGUGUGGCAGUACCUCCUCUCGCAGACUCGAAAUAAUUUUUUCACACACCACGACCUCACAGCAACACUAAGAUCUUUCUCUAAAAAGUCGACUAAUUUUCUCAUAGAGGAAGCUUCAUUCAUACUCUACGUUCAGGAAAAAAAAAACGUGUCUGAAGAUUUAUUUUAGUUUUGUACUGGAGCUACGAGGAGCACCUUACUAAUGCAUACCGUUUUCAGUGACUAAAUCAUUAUUCACUUAGACAGACCAUAAUAACAACGUUAUGUCCAAAGUAAAUGUGUGGAAAGUUCCAGCGUCAAUCUGAUGAAUCCGGUUGUCCAAUAUGGCUGACUAACAACACGACACAGUGAAGUUUUGUUCAUGUACCAUCAGUGCAUCACCAUCAGCGUGUGUAUGUUACGUCAAACUGGAUGCAGUUUGAGGAACAUCUUCAACAGCACAUCAUCCAUUUCCAUCUCAUCCAUGCACUCUCUUGCCAUACCACAAACUUCCUUCCUCUUCGCUCCAGCAUCCUUCUCCCAAUAUUAAUGUUGUUUAGCAGACACUCUUAUCCAGAGCAACAUACAACAUACCCAGCCGGGGGAGAAGUUGUGGGUUAGGUGCCUUGACCACGGUAACUUCAGCCAUUCCUGCUGGACCAGGGAAUCAAACCAGCAAACCUUUGGUCCCAAAGCUGCUUCUUUCACCAUUUGGUCAAGGUUCUCCCAAUAUCCUCAUCACACAUCUCCAAACCAACUUUGUCUCCAAACCAUCAGGGGUUGGGUGCCUUGCUCAAGGGCAUUUCAGCCAUUCCUGCUGGACCAGGGAAUCAAACCAGUAACCCUUUGGUCCCAAAGCUGCUUCUCUAACCAUUAGGCUAUGGCUUCCCCCAGUUUUGUCCUCAUCAUCUCUCCUCAGUGCAUCACACAUCUCCAAACCAAACCAACUUUGUCUCCAAACCAUCGGGGGUUAGGUGCCUUGCUCAAGGGCACUUCAGCCAUUCCUGCUGGGCCAGGGAAUCAAACCAGCAACCCUUUGGUCCCAAAGCUGCUUCUCUAACCAUUAGCUUCUCCCAAUAUACUCAUCAUCUCUCCUCCACACAUCUCCAAACCAAACCAACUUCAUCUCCAAACCAUCCAGCCUGGCCUGUCCAUCUAAUAAAGUCGUUCCUAAUCCUGUCCAUCUUCAUCACUCCUUACACAAACCUGAGUAUUUUUAACUCUCCUGCAUAUAGCUCCACCUCCUGUCUGUUCCUUAUUGUGACACUUUCCAACCCAUAUAACACGAUGAAGAUGGAAAAUAUCUUGAUGUUUCUCGCAAAAGAAAACUAAAUGGAUGAGCCAUUUCUUGGUGACAUGACAUUAGUCUCAUAGCGCUAGUGCACAACUACGGUAAAGGAACGAACUUCAUACACAGAACAUGUCUUGACUGAUUGAGUCCAUUUGGAGAAAUCAUGUUUAUUAUUUUUUAUGCUGAUUUAUUUCUUGAAUGGAGUGGUUCAAAUUGGUUUUUUGGUAGUUAAUGUUUUCAGAUACAGAUUUGCACCAGACAGCUGAAUGAACGGGCUCAGAUUGGAGCAAUUAAUAUGACUAAUAUGAUGAUAUAAAUAAGGUGCAAACAACCAAGGUUUAUCCGUAGCAUUUACGACCCUUUGCUUCUGCAAAACUAUACUUUCGUGCUCAGAAACAAAACAAACAUGACAGAAAAGAUGAUUCACUGAAGAAGAAGAAGAAGAAGAACGAAUGUGCCACGUGAAAGAAGCACAUUUGCAUCUGGUAGCCAUUAUUUUUAUUUCUCGCACAUUUUUGUUGUGUUGAAUAACUUGGAUUGUUGACCUCCUACGUAGAAAAAAAAAAACUUUUCCUAACUCGGAAUUCUGGGAAGUCUGGACAGUCUCCUCUACCCUGGGAAUGUCAUAUCAACAAUCUAUACAGCUCACUGUUUUGAGGAGGAAUAUGUACAUGACUUUUCAGUUAGCUGGCUGACGUCACUAAAAUACGACGAACGUGGAAACGUCCACGUCCAUGUUUAUCCACUUUGUAGAAAAUGACGUAAUUCUGAGGUCACACUUCGGAGUUAAAUCGAAUGCUACAUUUAUCUAGGUGAACUUUGGCCUGUAUGUUCACAAGCCACAGUCUUGUGAGCCAAUAGAAACCAAGAAGGCGGAGCUGUCAUCUGAUUGCCUGGUUAAAAAAAAAAUGGAGUUGCUGAGUUGAAUUAUUAAGUAGCAUUUACAUUAGAUGUUUACCUCGCUAUUUUCUUAUUGUUGCUUGGUGCACAUUUGAGGAAAACAAAAACUAUAGCCAUCUCGUCCAACAACGUGUAUGUGCUAGGCGUUGUUGUGAUAAAAUUCUGCUAGGAUUUCCUUGUUAGCCAUUUUGGUAUCUCUUGAAUCCUAGUCUUUUUAAAAACCUACUGUAUAUAUUUAUAAUCAGAUACUGGUCCAUUUCUUCGAGUUUUAUACAUAAACAGUGAUACGCAAUGUCUUAGCAUGUUGGAGGAAAGAUUUAAUAAGUUGUUUUAUCCAUUGAUUUGGCUUUCUAAGAUAAAAUUCAGAGCGAGUGGCAGUGCUGCAGGGUUUAGAAACUUGGUGCUCACUAACAAGUGCCUUCAAGUGAACAUGAAGAGGUUCAGUAUUCUUAUUUGUAUAAUGAUUCUAAUAUUAAGUUCUGUUUUUCUUUUCAUGCGAUAAACAACUCAUUUUACAGCAACAGUGAACAAACCGGAAGCUAUAAUCGUAAUGCAUAUUAGUAUUUAGUGACUAAUAGUCUGAACCUCGCUAUUGAAACUUAUAUUUCGUGUAUACUUAUAUUAUGCAUUGCUUUUACUGAAGGACAGGACAUUUCAUACUGAAACACAACGUGCUUACGGAUACCCUGUGACCAUAUAAACACUACAAUGCAGUUUUGUUGUCACAGAGGUUGAGUUAACAAUUAUUUGCUGAAGGUGAAGUGAAUAUCGGUGAUUUAUUCUAACCACAUUUACUGGAUAUGAGCAAUUGUGCGCUCUGAUUGGCUACUCUACUACUAGGAUAUCAGCUCAUAUACCAUGAGUAGAGAAAAAAUGGCAGAGAGUGUUGCUGAACCAACUGAGGACGAAAUAAAAACUGUACUCGAAAACAAAAA